AUGCACGUACGUGAUGCUCCCGCCGGGGUCGACUAUGGCGUGGUGCUGCCCACGGUCGGAUGGUGCCCCAGUGCGCGUCUGGCCGCUUGGUGGGCGGUGAGGGCGCGUCUGGCAGCUUUCGUGGUCGCGACGGCUCUCGAGGCUGCGCAGAGCAGUCAGCAAGCAAGCGCUGCGGCUGGUGCUCGCGGCGACGUCUCAGCGAGUCAGCCCGGGUGCGGUGCGCAUGGGCAGCCACGCGGAGACGGUCAGAAAGCGGUGGCGAGCGACGGGGAUAGGCUGCUAGAGGGCAGUCAUCGGGCGCGCUCCGGCCUACAAGGAGCUGGGCCUGGCGGCAGCAUGAGGCGUUUAUGGCGACAGGGGGGCGCCCGUAGUGACGGGCCACCUCUUUUGGGCCUGUGGGCGGUCCAGGGCAUGCCCACCAUUUAUUAUCGCCCCGAGCGCUGCUCGCUUCGUGGGUCCUGCCUUAGACUACUGCGUCCGGAUACUAUAUACACAGCUGCACCGCUCCACCGCGCAGCUGCACCUGCCCUCCGCCGCGCCUUCCCACGCCCACGCACAACACACCGCACAUCUACCCUCGCCGCCUCUCUUCUCUAUGUGCGUCGCCGCCCGGUAGCAGCAAGGCGCUUGAUCGUCGAGCCCGCAGCCGACCGCCCUGACGCAAUCACGUCGCCGUCGACGAAAGCGGACGCACCCGCACCCGACCAACACUCCACCUCAUACUGCACUUGCACCCCGCCCACCGCCACGGCGCCCCACGCAAACAUGCCUCUGCACGCUGCGCGCCCCAUUGUGCGCGUCGAGCACGGCUCCAUGCACACCAUCGAGACGCGCAACGCCGAGAAUCUUUUUGGCUUGUGGUCUGUCUUCAAACAAUGCUCGCCCGCCAUGGAAGACGGCAAGCGCUACGAAAACAUGGCCUGGAGAGUCUGGUCGCGAGAGACCUUCUGCUGCCAGCCCGUCCACUCCGCCCCUUCGACGUGGUCAUUUGACUCCAAAAGCGCCGUUACCGACGACGUCCCAGAGCUCUCCUCGAGCAUAGCGUCCGACGACUCUGCAGCCGACAGCGCCAUUACCGCGACUACUCGCUCCAACUCGUCCUCGCGCCCGGAUCUGCGCCGCCACGACUCUAUCAACAGCCAGGCCCGCGGCAAGCACAUUGCGCCCAUCGACCUGGAGAAGGUUGUAAAUUCCAUCCAAGAGAAAAAGGCCAUCGAGCCUCUCUCGCCGCUGCCGCCACAGCUCGCCCCGCCCGUUGCAAAGGAGACGCCGAAAAAGCCCGCCCAGGACACCAACACUACGCCCCGGCCCUCCUCGCCUCCUCCGACUGCCCGCCUCAUUCCUGAGUCUUCAGCAUCGACAAUCGCCACACCAGUGGGCAGCGACCCAAUGAGCCCGAUGGUUGGUUCCGAGGUCAGCACCUCUACCGACGUUAGCGCUCACAGCGUCGUCCACGGUUUCGACCCAAGCAGGAUAUCUACUUCUGUUCGAUCCAGCACCAACCUCAACCCUACCCCGAUUCUCAAGUCCAGCUUCAUCUCCAAGCCGCCACCUUCCAGGGCCGAGCCAGUACGAAAGAAGGCACCCAUGUUCACCUUAGGCGGGUCGUCCGACGAGGACAACAGCAGCUCGCUCGAAGCCUACUCGCUAGCAAAGCGCAGCUCGCUUUCCGACAACCUCAAGAAGGCCGGCCUCGUCCGCAAAAACCUGUCCUUCAACAAUCAAGUCACCACCCGUACGAUCCACGACCCCACAUCCGAGGAAAGCGAGGGAGCCAUCGAAAGCGAAUCCGAGGAAGACUCCGACGACAACGCCAUCGAGGAGGAGGAUUCGGACGAAGAAUGGGAGGACGACAACGAUGACAGCGCGGUUGCCAGCAUAGAUGAGAGGCCCAUGUUUCAACGUGUCGACUCGCAAGCCAACCUCGUUUCCCGUCGAUCUUUACUCACUACUAUGAUGCACCAGGGAGACCGCGCUCAAGCACUCCAGAAUGCUGCAUCUCGCUCGACUCCGGCAAUUCGACGCUCUCGCACCUCUACUCCCAAUGGCCCAUCUACUGGAAACUCACCCCAGGAAGACGCAGGCCUCAUGAUGCGGCAGCAGGCCACCCGGUCAAAGCCCAUCAUCAUGACUACCUCCAACGUACAUCCCCCAGCACUCUCUCCACGCACUACUCGUCGCAACAUGCUCCAAACGGAGCUGACAGCAUCAUUGCGUUCAAACCUCCUGUGGGAGAGACAGCAAAAGAACGCCACCACCAACGCAGUGAACAAGCGAGCUCAGAGCGCAGUGUCUAUGCCUGCAAUGCGCCGAGCCGCGACGACUAGCGACGUGAAGGGAUUGCAAGCUCACGCGCAACAAACCAACAAUUUGAUCAAGGCUGCUACCCACCGGGAAGCGGCUAAAAACAACUCAUAUAACGAUUAUUUCGACCAGGGCCUCCAAGAGUACCACCAGAAAGGAUGGUAG
Paraphaeosphaeria sporulosa is the source of this 2469-nucleotide messenger RNA. RefSeq names its product DUF1752-domain-containing protein. Gene Ontology annotation, cellular component: cytoplasm. The transcript is spliced from 5 exons. Lineage: Eukaryota; Fungi; Ascomycota; Dothideomycetes; Pleosporales; Didymosphaeriaceae. Gene Ontology annotation, biological process: negative regulation of transcription by RNA polymerase II; regulation of nitrogen utilization; mitochondria-nucleus signaling pathway. Bases 1 to 2469 code for a protein of 822 amino acids. The record is from RefSeq and is a predicted model, not a curated record.